CUGAGGCGGGCCCAGUCAUGGCGGCGGUUGGGCCUGAGGCGAUGGCGUCGGGCCUCAGCGACGAGGCCGCCUUCGCCCUCUGCUCCGACCCAGACCCCAGCACCAAGGAUUUCCUCCUGCAGCAGACAAUGCUAAGAAUAAAGGAUCCGAAGAAGUCACUGGAUUUCUACACAAGAGUUCUCGGAAUGACGCUUCUCCAGAAAUUUGAUUUUCCCACGAUGAAGUUUUCACUUUAUUUUCUGGCUUUUGAGGAUAAAAACGAGAUCCCCAAAGACGAAAAUGAAAGAACGGCGUGGACUUUUUCCAGGAAAGCUACGCUUGAGUUAACCCAUAAUUGGGGCACCGAGAAAGACGAAAAUCAGGCUUACCACAAUAGUAACUCAGACCCUCGAGGAUUUGGUCACAUUGGGAUUGCUGUUCCUGAUGUGCAAAGUGCUUGCAAAAGAUUUGAGGACCUAGGAGUAAAAUUUGUGAAGAAACCGGAUGAUGGAAAAAUGAAAGGCCUGGCAUUUAUUCAGGAUCCCGAUGGCUACUGGAUUGAAAUUCUGAAUCCCAACUCCAUGAUAACCCUGACUUAAGUUUUGUGAGACUCAAGGAUGGAUUUACACAAUUGGAGGAAAUAGUUUUCACACAGUCACAAAGUUUACCCAAAGUGAAUUCGGCUGCCCUCUUGGACCCCCGCCUGGCUGAUUUGUUGGUUUUUGCCACCUGCCGCUGCUUUUAUUCUAAGUGAGCCUAGUUCAUCAAUCAAUCAGUGGUAUGUAUUGAGUGCUUUCUGUGUGCAGAGCACUGUACUAAGCACUUGGGAGAGUCCAGUAUAACCAUUUGUAGACACGUUCCUUGUCCACCACAAGCUGAUUAAUCUACAGAGGUCAUCAUAAGUGGGGCUUCUCACAAGGCUCUUCUAGGGUAUAGCCAUUACUACGUAGUUAAGCUGCUUUUCCUUUUAUCAAUCGAUGGUCACGAUUGCGCCCUGCACUGCAGGUAGUAAUCGGUCCCCUUUCCGCUGCAAGACUGACUUCUUUUGAAUCUUGUUCCUCAAAAAGACCAUUUCUUUUUUUAUGUCCUGCCUCUGAACCUUUCAUUAACACGCUUUCAUUCCUUCCCAGGACACUCAGAAAUAACUAUUAGGGGAAAAGGGAAAGGGCAUACUGGGAAACUGGGUGACUUCAGAAAAGAACAAAGCAUAUUUUUAAAGGUUGAGCGGGUGACGAUGAGUUGUCCUAAAUAGAAAAUGCCUGCAGGAGCAGCUUUAAGACUGCUGGAGAUAUUGUUAUUAAUAACACUAAUAAUAAUAAUGAUGCCAUUUUCCUUCUAAGCUUUUAAUGUUAAUUGGACACUAUUUUAAGAGAAGGAAAUGAAGACCAUUCUGAAACCCUAGCUGUGCUGAGGCACAAUUUUGACAUACUUAUUCUGGCAGAGGCAUUGAGAUCGUGUUACAGUUUAAAAAUAUUUUUGACAAGUGAACGAUAUACACGUUAUCUAGUACUUGUAAAUACCUCUUCCGGUAGCCUCAUUAAAAAAAAUCUUUCUUUAGAGAACUGGAAUUUUUUUAUUUUUAAUUUAUUUGGUCAGCCAGCAGGCGUGAGCAACAGUGAGCAAGAAUUAAGGGCAGAGGCAAACUAGAGACAAUUUUGGAAAAAGUGGCUUUAGGAAUACAUUAGGGAACACCUGGUUAUUACUUAAAAACAGCUCCAAUAUGGAGAACCGUUCACUAUCAGUAGCAUUGAAUUCCAAUUCUCAACUGUCAACUAGAUAUUUUUCUAACCAAGUCAUCUUGAUCACCAUUAUAAUCCUAAAUAAUAGUAGAAAUUCUGUCUGAAGUUCUGUUGAAUUUAGGCAGCCUGUCGAAUGUAAUAGAGUCCUUGAUGGUAAUUUAUUGGAUGUGUUACUAGAGUGAAUUUAUCAUUUCUGUUUGUGGGGAAUAAACCUGAGUGAUUAAUCUGAAACCGG
This is a messenger RNA of Tachyglossus aculeatus (Australian echidna), 1953 nucleotides long. It is a transcript of the gene GLO1, whose product is annotated as glyoxalase I. NCBI's taxonomy places the organism in Eukaryota, Metazoa, Chordata, Mammalia, Monotremata, Tachyglossidae. The coding region runs from base 18 to 578 and encodes 186 amino acids. The record is from RefSeq and is a predicted model, not a curated record. Gene Ontology annotation, molecular function: lactoylglutathione lyase activity; metal ion binding. The transcript has 6 exons.